Messenger RNA from Coniosporium apollinis CBS 100218, 669 nucleotides. RefSeq lists its product as uncharacterized. Bases 1 to 669 code for a protein of 222 amino acids. NCBI's taxonomy places the organism in Eukaryota, Fungi, Ascomycota, Dothideomycetes. The transcript has 2 exons. The record is from RefSeq and is a predicted model, not a curated record.
AUGUCUCAAGCAACAGAGAUUGCCUUUAUUUCCUUGGUCCCGAAUUCGAACGUCGACGACGAGUCCAGCGACGCCAGUGAGGUGAUAAAGUCAAGCAUCACCACCGUGUCCGGCCAAGAGGGAUUCCAAGCUGCCUACUAUGGACGCCAUGUCGAGAGGGAGGACAUGCUGCAAUUGGUCGUCGACUGGGCGUCCCUCGAAGCCCACGAGACCUUCAUGAAGUCGGGCACCUACCAGCCAUUCCUCAAACACAUCCAAUCGAUUUCCACCGGCCCACCAGACUUCUUCCACGUCCACUUCGAAACGCCCUUCUCCCGGCCCUCCUCCGCGCCCGUCACCGAGCUCGUGACCCUGUAUUUCGAGGACUCGUACAACCCGGACGACUUCGCGGACAACUGGAAGAAGUUCUCCGAGACGGCGGCGAAGAAUGCCGAGGGUAUCCGGUCUAUGGCUUCGGGCUGGAGCAUCGAUGAUGUCAAGCACAAGAGUCUGGGUGAGGGGGUCAAGGGGAAGGCGUUUGUGGCGGGCAUUGGCUGGACGAGUGUCAAGGCGCAUAUGGACUAUAGGGAGACGGAGGCGUUCAAGGAUAGUGUGAAGUAUCUGAGAGACGGGCCGAAGGGGAUUGAGAUGCAUCAUGUUGAGUUCAAGGGGUAUAGGGAUUAUGCGUAG